AUAAUAUUUCGAAAAUUAAUGAAGAAGGUUCUAUUAAUACGCAUGAAAAAUCACCUUCAGGAGAAAAGCCCGAAAAAACAGCGUUAUUUUGGCGUAAAGAAAAGAAAGAGGAUAAGAAAGAUGAUAAAGAUGAUAAAAAAUCUACCUCUGCAGGAACGACAGUUGAAGAAAAUGGCAAAGAACAUAAUACAACAAAAAAGACAAAUUACCUACAUCACCGAACGGAAUACAAGCUACUAUGUGAGUAUGUUGAAGUUUAUUAG
This is a messenger RNA of Dentiscutata heterogama, 263 nucleotides long. The record is from the annotation of a GenBank genome assembly. Lineage: Eukaryota; Fungi; Glomeromycota; Glomeromycetes; Diversisporales; Gigasporaceae.